Messenger RNA from Tripterygium wilfordii, 865 nucleotides. Its product is annotated as vesicle transport protein SFT2B. Gene Ontology annotation, cellular component: membrane. The record is from RefSeq and is a predicted model, not a curated record. NCBI's taxonomy places the organism in Eukaryota, Viridiplantae, Streptophyta, Magnoliopsida, Celastrales, Celastraceae. The transcript is spliced from 6 exons. Bases 142 to 630 code for a protein of 162 amino acids. Gene Ontology annotation, biological process: vesicle-mediated transport.
CCACCCUCCUUUCUUCUUGAGCCCGGCCCAGUUUUAACUCAUUUGCCAGAAUUAAAAAGAUUCUGACCAAAAAACUCAACUCAGAAGCCACUGAUCACUGAUGAGCUGAUUCAAGAAGAAGUUCAAGGCUGAGCGGAGAAGAUGUGGGGGUUGAGCAGAUUGAUAUCAGAAGACGAUGAUGAAGACAGAGGAGAAAGCUUAUUGGAGGAAGAUUCUGAUGCUCUGUGCUCUCUCUCUCCUAUGCAAAGGAUCUACGUGUUUGCUGCAUGUCUGGUUGCUGGUCUGGCUUGUAUGUUCCUGUCUUUGAUUGUGUUUGCCAAGCCCAUCAAAUUUGCAUUGUUGUUCACCUUUGGCAAUGUGUUGGCAGUUGGAAGCACAGUAUUCCUCAUUGGCCCAGGGAAGCAACUGAGUAUGAUGUUUGAUCCUGUCCGUCUUUAUGCAACAGCUAUUUACAUUGGAUGUGUUGUGUUAUCUCUCAUUUGUGCUCUGUGGAUUCAUAACAAAAUACUAACAUUAAUUGCAAUCAUAUGCGAGAUUUGUGCUCUCAUUUGGUACAGUUUGAGCUACAUACCAUUUGCUCGGAGAAUGGUUUCUAAUUUAAUGAUCCGAUUAUGUGACACUGAGCUUUAGCUAUAUGCAAUUACUCUGGAGAUUUAUUAUCAGGGUGGUGCUUGGGAAUGCGGUUUUUGUUUUGCCUCGACUUUGGGCAGGUUGCAGUCGUGCAGGUUUGCAGGGUUUGCAUUUGAGUAUUCCUUUGUUCUUUGGGUAAGAAUUAUAUGAAGCUGGCCUGUAGAAUUUUAUUUGUUGAUUGAAUGAUUCAUCUAUGGUUGUUGUAAGAGCUUUUGUGUUCCAUGAUUUAACAGCA